CCGCCCGAUUCUUCCUCUGUUCUUAUUGCCACCCUGUUGCAAUGGCAAGAAAGGCCGAAUCCCCUGUCCGGCCGCCUGGCAGUCCCAGACCUGACGAGGCUGACAACCAGGCUAGUGGGUGCGAUUCGACCAACAGUGAAUUCAUUCCUGCCGGGCGAGUGCGCGGCCCUGCCGACUUGAAAUUAGACCUUCUUGGAUUUGGUGAGCAACAGGCAUGGGUCGCUCCCCCGCAAGAUCUGGAGUCAUACCUGAUGCGUUCACGUCUUUGCUUCCAGUUGAUCCCGCAGAGGAACGAUACGGUCACAUUCGAGCCCUGCCCCGUCCCACCGAUGUUGGCGCGUGAAGAGGUUGACUGGGAUGCAAUGGAAGAUGAGCUGCGGGAUACUCCCGUCUUCCGACUCUCGGAGGUCGAGCGGUUCCGCGACGUCGAGCGCGGUAAAGUCUACGAAGUCGAUAUCCGUGGGGCGACAUAUGCCUACAAGAUGACCCAUGGGACCGAGUCCCUGCAGCGCGAGAUUUCCAUGCUACGGAAGAUGGAGCAGUGCAGCGAAGGAGGACGCUCGCUCCGGGUGCCCGAGCUGGAAGGAAUCAUCGGCAUCGGUACGCAGUAUGCCGGUCUCCUGAUGACUUACAUCCCGUCGCCGGCUUCCCUGGCUGACCUUAUGACGGCCGACAUUGGCAGUGAGGUAGCCAUCGCCGAGCGCCAGAAGUGGUAUGAUCUGAUCGCCGACGCGGUGCAUACACUUCAUCGGAACGGGCUCGUUUGGGGGGAUGUCAAAGCAGCGAAUGUUGUGAUCGACGGUGUCCAUCGCGACGCGUGGCUCGUGGACUUCGAAGGGGGCACAACCCCGGGCUGGGUGGACGAUAGCAUAUCAGGGACGGAGGCUGGGGACUUGCAAGGAUUGAGCAAGAUCCGCGCGCUCUUGGGGUUGGAGAGCACUAGGCCAUCGCAAACGGGGAGCCGGCGAGGACUAGACCCGCCCUCACUUUUCUGUUCUCUUCUAUGUCUGAUACUUGUCCUUGUUCCUUUCCUCGCCUUCUCUUUCUUCCUCUUCCUGUUGCUUAUUCUUUGUUCACCUUUCAUUUAUUAG
Aspergillus aculeatinus CBS 121060 is the source of this 1091-nucleotide messenger RNA. RefSeq lists its product as uncharacterized. The record is from RefSeq and is a predicted model, not a curated record. Gene Ontology annotation, biological process: protein phosphorylation. The transcript is spliced from 2 exons. Lineage: Eukaryota; Fungi; Ascomycota; Eurotiomycetes; Eurotiales; Aspergillaceae. Gene Ontology annotation, molecular function: ATP binding; protein kinase activity. Bases 42 to 1091 code for a protein of 349 amino acids.